UUCACUAUGGUAGACUGGAAUAACAGUGAUACUAUGGAGCCCACAUUCAUCCUGAGGGGUUUUCCUGGACUGGAGAAUGUUCAUUCUUGGCUCUCAAUCCUCUUUUGUCUUGCAUAUUUGGUAGCGUUUAUGGGUAAUGUUACCAUUCUCUCUGUCAUUUGGAUGGAAUCCUCACUCCAUCAGCCCAUGUAUUACUUUAUUUCAAUCUUGGCAGUGAAUGACCUGGGGAUGUCCCUGUCCACACUUCCCACCAUGCUUGCUGUGUUAUGGUUGGAUGCUCCAGAGAUCCAGGCAAGUACUUGCUAUGCUCAGCUGUUCUUCAUCCACACAUUCACAUUUCUGGAGUCCUCAGUGUUGCUGGCCAUGGCCUUUGACCGUUUUGUUGCUAUCUGCCAUCCACUGCACUACCCCACCAUCCUCACCAACAGUGUAAUUGGAAAAAUUGGUUUGGCCUCCUUACUACGAAGCUUGGGAGUUGUACUUCCAACACCUUUACUACUGAGACACUAUCACUACUGCCAUGGCAAUGCCCUCUCUCAUGCCUUCUGUUUGCACCAGGAUGUUCUAAGAUUAUCUUGUACAGAUGCCAAGAUCAACAGCAUUUAUGGGCUUUGUGUAGUCAUUGCCACACUAGGUGUGGAUUCAAUCUUCAUAGUUCUUUCUUAUGUUCUGAUUGUUAAUACUGUGCUGGGUAUUGCAUCUCGUGAAGAACAGCUAAAGGCAUUCAACACAUGUGUAUCCCAUAUCUGUGUGGUGCUCAUCUUCUUUGUGCCAGUUAUUGGGGUGUCAAUGGUCCAUCGAUUUGGGAAGCAUCUAUCUCCCAUAGUCCACGUCCUCAUGGCAGAUAUCUACCUUCUUCUUCCCCCAGUCCUUAACCCUAUUGUCUAUAGUGUCAGAACAAAGCAGGUUCGUCUAGGAAUUCUCUGGAAGUUUGGUCUAAAGAGGAGGUAUUAAGUCACCUCUAGCCUCCAACUUUUCCACUGAAAAUGUCAUGGAAGCUAUUUUAGUAUAUGAAAAGUAAAAUAUCUGGGUGUUGCUCAUCUGGUUAAAAUCCUAAUUCUUUCACUUUUUAUACAUGUAAUUUUGGUUAAUCUUUAACCUAUAUGAAACUCAGGAUUUUUUUUGGACAAAUUGUGACAACUAUGGUCUUAUGUAUUCUCCAGAUCAUUACAAGACUUAAAAUAGACAGCGUAUGUGUUUUUGAAGACUAUACAAAUGUAUUAAUGUUAUUAAGUUGUCAUUGUUGUUAAUGAUAAUAAUAGCAGUAUCUUUCCUUAUUAAAUGCAACUAUGUUUAUAUUGUUUCUCAUGUUAAUUAUCUAAAACUCAGAAAUCCAUCUCUGUCUCUUUUACUAAUACUGCUGCCCAUAAUUUGUUUUUCAUGCUAUAAUGUCAUAACCGUUGAUGAAAAAUUUCUGAGUUCUUAGGGCAGGUUUGGAGCUUGAGUUCCUGACAGGACUUUGAACUACUGCUGUGGCUGUUUGCUAUGUAGAAAUUCUAAUCUCAUAACUUAGUGAUGUGCCCUUUCUCUCAUUGCUAUUCCAGAUCUAUCAUCUUCUUCUAUUUGCCAGCAAAUACUGAGUUAGAUAUGGGAGAGCAUUAAGAAAUACAGGUUUAGUCACUUGUCACUUGCAAAAUCAAAUAACAAGAACAAGGAUGGUAAAAAGAAAGUGACUAUUCCAGAGCUUAGUGAUGAGUAAGGGCCAGAUUUGUACUGAAAAGAGCCACUUCAGCUUUCUGGGAAGAAAACAAGGUUUUAAGAAAAGAAAUUUUGGUAUGCAGGCCAUGCAAAAGGCACAUGGACUUGUGGAGUCUAUAUGACUUGCUCAUGGCUGUCUAUCUUGAGUCAUCUGGUGGGUCAUCCAGUGGUCGGCCUGUAGGGGAGAAUUUGGUAGGGUGCUUGGUUUCUUUGAAGACUUGUUCUAUGGAACUUCUAGGCAAACAUAGAGUUAGAUAAGCUGGUUGUUGCAGGUGGUUUGGCCAGUGGAAAGAAAGGAAUGUAAAGGUUGUAAUUGCAUUCCUAAAGCCUAAAGAGCUAAUAGGUAAGGGAAAAGGGGAAAAAAUGAUAAAAAAAAAAAUAGAUUUUU
Molecule: messenger RNA, 2086 nt
Organism: Cebus imitator (Panamanian white-faced capuchin)
Lineage: Eukaryota; Metazoa; Chordata; Mammalia; Primates; Cebidae
Product: olfactory receptor 51L1
Exons: 1
Coding region: 7-954 (315 amino acids)
Biological process (GO): G protein-coupled receptor signaling pathway
Cellular component (GO): membrane
Molecular function (GO): olfactory receptor activity; G protein-coupled receptor activity
Source: RefSeq, a predicted model, not a curated record